AUGGUUGCAAAGCCCCUGAUUGCCGGUCUGGUGGUACUUCUCGUGGCUGUUGUGAGCCUGUUCCUGGGGAUGUUUAUGGGCAUGGGGAAGAAAAGCAUGCCUCCCCCCACAGGAUACUGCUUCUCAAAGGCUGCUGUUGCUGCUGAUGCUGGAAAGUGCUCAGAAGUUGGAAGGGACAUUCUGAAGAAAAACGGCUCAUCGGUGGAUGCUGCUAUUGCUGCCUUGCUAUGUGUUGGCCUUUUUAAUGCUCACAGCAUGGGGAUCGGAGGCGGGGUCUUCUUUGUAAUCUACAAUGCUUCCUCAGGGAAGGUAGAAACUAUUGAUGCAAGGGAGACAGCACCCAAGAAUGCCACAGAAGACAUGUUUGGCAACAACACACAGCUUUCUCGUGCAGGUGGAUUGUCCAUAGCCAUCCCCGGGGAGAUCCGCGGCUAUGAGAUGGCCCACAAGAGACAUGGCAGACUGCCAUGGAGAGAGCUGUUUAAGCCGAGCAUUGCCUUGGCUCGUGAGGGAUUUCCUAUUGGGAAAGCCUUGGCUCGUGCCAUCUUUAAAAGCAAGGAUUCCAUUCAAGGAAACGCCAACCUGUGUGAAGUGUUUUGCGACUCUCAAAAAAACAUUCUGAAGGAAAAUGAUAUCAUAAGAUUCCCAAAACUGGCCGACACAUACCAGAAAAUAGCAGACGGCGGUCCUGAUGUAUUCUACAAUGGCUCAGUAGCGCACAACAUCGUGGAGGACAUCCAGGCAGCAGGUGGGAUUAUCACCUUGGAUGAUUUAUUGGAGUACGAGCCAAUGCUGAAUGAAAAUCCAUUGAAGCUGCAGGUUGGGGAGUACACCAUGUAUGUCCCAGACGCCCCCUCCAGUGGCCCAGUUUUGGCACUCAUUCUUAACAUAGUGAAUGGGUACAACUUCACAGACACAAGUGUCUCGACAGCUGAGAAGAAGACUCUCACAUAUCAUCGCAUCAUAGAGGCUUUCCGUUUUGCUUAUGCGAAGAGGAGCAAACUCGGGGACCCACGUUAUCUUAAUAUUACAGAUCUCAUCCAAAACAUGACAUCGGACUACUUUGCAGAAAGCAUAAGGAAGAAAAUUACAGAUGACACCACUCACCCAGACAUUUACUACGAGCCGGAUUAUUUUGUCCCUGACAACCAUGGAACGGCUCAUCUGUCAGUCAUGGCUGAAGAUGGAAGUGCGGUGGCAGCCACCAGCACCAUUAAUCUAUACUUUGGAUCCAAAGUCAGGUCUCGAUCAACAGGAAUACUCUUCAAUGAUGAAAUGGAUGACUUCAGCUCUCCACACAUGAUUAAUGGCUUUGGAAUUCCUCCCUCACCCAACAACUUCAUCCAACCAGGCAAGAGGCCUCUGUCCUCCAUGUCUCCAGCGAUCAUCUUUGACAAAGACAAAACGGUUAAAAUGGUUGUAGGCGCAUCAGGAGGCACCAAAAUCACCACAGCUACUGCCUUGGUCAUCCUGAACUCCUUAUUUUUCAACUACGACCUACGGAAAGCGGUGACUGAGCCGCGAGUGCACAAUCAGCUCAAUCCAAAUAUGACAAUAGUGGAGCAGGACUUUGAGAAGAGUGUCCUCGAAGGCCUGAUCCAAAAGAACCAUGUAACGCAUCUGCUGAAGACCCCAGAUUCUGUGGUCCAGGUGGUGAUGCAGCAGGGAGAGCAUAUCUGUGCAGAGUCAGACCCCAGGAAGGGAGGAUAUCCGGUCGGAUACUGAACGUGGUGCCAAACUCCCCUCAGACAUACACGUGACACAGAAUGACUCCUUGACACGUUUGACUCCAUGUAUGUGAUUGCAUGUUCAGUAUGUACGAGACAGCCGUGAAUGACAGCCAUGAACACUAGUCAUCUUAUUUUCUUACAUUUUUUGGUUUAAAAACAUGUAAUUUGGAGUGAGUUGCAAACGGUUCCAUGCAUAAAAAAUAUGAUAAUUUAAUGGGCAUUUUCUAAAGUCCAAAUUUGAGUGGUGUAGUGUCAAUGUAGUAGCGUUUUCCACAUAUAUUUUUAUGGGGAAAAAAAGAAUGGGCCUCAUUCAUGAAAUGUUCUUACGCACAAACGUGUUCUUAAAGCCUUCUUACGAAGAUUUUUGGCAUUCAUGAAAUGUGUUCUUAACUCACAGUUCUUAGAUCUAAGAACAAAUUCUACGAACGCUCAGGAGGACUCUUACGCACAAGCAAAGCUUGCACUUUCAAUGCGUAAUCGCCCUCGUGAUGGAUUUUGCAACCUGAUCCCAAAAAAUGUAGUGCAAAUAAAAUAUCCACAAAAUAAAAUAUCCAAUGUAACCACAGAAAAAAUAAAUUGUCACACACAAACUAUGUAUUUUGACUUUAUUUUUCCAUCAUGAUUGUGUAAAUAUUUUCUAGAGUUUCCGAAAUGGCUUGGUUUUUGAUUGAGGGCCCACCUCCCGUUUCCUCCAGAUGCCUCCGGUGCAGUCCAAUCUUUUUUUUUUUUUUAGUCUAUUUUAAGUCAAAACACUUCUUUUUAACUUCUGCAGUGGUGCGUUUCCCCGUGGAAACGGCAUUUAUGUUUCCUGCAAUGGUGCUCCAUGCCGACUCUUUUUGGAUGGUCUGAUGACCGGUGGAUGCACGUGAAAAUAAGGUGGUCUUGUGUUCGCUCACUCCUUGUAAAAGCACCUCUAUUUCAGUAGAAUUGAAGUUUUUCUUUCGUUUGUUGUCCAGCUGCUCCUCAGUCUUGCCCUUGCGCGUUGCCAUCUCCGCCUCCAGCUGCCUGUUGCGCACGGCACAUUUUUUACCUUGUAUGGGAAAUAAUAGGCGGUGACCUAUGCAAAUUAGGGCUCACAUGCACGGGCAUCACAGUUGGCAUUCAUCAACCUAAGAACACCGGUGCGAACGAUUAUCCCUACUUAAGAACGUGUCGUGAAUGCGGCGCAGUUUCCAACCCGCGCCUUCUUAAGUACACUUCUUAAGAAGACUUUUAAGAAGAUUUUCGUGAAUGAGGCCCAAUGUUCGAUAAUUUGUCUAGGUUUGUUUUCAUGUCAUAAAGCAGCUAGACUAAAUAAAAUAAAGACACCUCAGGUUGUUUACCUGUUAAGCACAGUUUGUCAGCCCUUUUUAAUGUAAUUUAACACUGAUAGUAUUUAGAGGUAUGCAGCAGAUCCCCGCACAUUCGCAAUUCAGCAUUCUUGGCCCCGCCCGCAAAUUUGCUAAUUUUUUUGUCAAAAUGUUUUUUUUUUCUUCAAAAAAUACAGUUAUUCCACAGAAAAACAUCUCAUUCACCCUAAGUUGGCAAUAAUUUAUAAAUAUGUGAUAAUACAAGUAAAAUGUACAGAUUGCAUAUGUACCACUGCUGGAAAGCCUGCUUCACUGGUAAUGUUUUUUUGUCAGACAUUGAGAUUUCACUCUUUGUUCAGCGGUCCUUGAACACACCAUUUUGUAAUGUGUGUUGUGAGAUGCAAAAGUUGGUUUGGCUGUGGAAGCACCAGAUUUGAGAGCCAAUUUGGCCUCAAAACGUGCAGCGAGGUGAAUACAAGUUAAUCAUCAUAGGUCGGUACUGUAAUUACAACAGGCAAGCGGUGUGGUUUAUGUAGACGUGGCUCGGAGAAACACCUUCUCUUGGCUGCUAGCCUCUAGCGCUAGCCUGACAACCAGGCUAAAGGCUACACCGUAACUCUGAUUAGUGCGAGCAGUGAUGUGCGGUCAGGGGAGGCAGGUGGGACAGAGCUUGAUCAAAUAUUUAAGUACUAAUAACAAUAUGGCAAGGCAAGCUUAUUUAGAGAGCACAAUUCACACACAAGGUAAUUCAAAGGUAAAAUCACUUCAUAAAAUCAUUCUAAAAUCAUUACAUAAAAUUCCAUAAAUCAUUCCAUAAAACUAAAAAUUGAAAAAUGAAGAGUGCAGAUAAAAUACUUUCAUUUGUCAUAUGCACAGUUGAAUAGAAGUGUUUUCAGACUGGAUUUGAACAUUGCCAAAGUUGAGGAUUGUUGCACAUCUUCUGGAAUAAUAAUCUAAUAAUAACAUAAAAUAUAUAUUAAUAUUUGCCUACUAAACUAUUACACAUGUAUUUUCUGUAUGAGAAUCGUUUUUAACAUUUUAAAUAAAAACGACUGAAUUUGAAUAUUUCUGAAUCAAAUACAGGGCAGAAACCUAAGAUGAGGCUGCCGCACGCGUCUCUUCUCGGCUUAGAGCGCAAGUCCUUUCUCCCUUCUGAGUGCACUCAUUGAGUGCUGUCAGAAGGUUUUUGACAGAAGCAGUGCAGCACCAGCCUGAGAGCAGCAAGUCAAAUGCAUUAAAUAUGCUCUGCUCUGUUAUGCUCUGCUGAAUGAAUGAAUAAAUUUGACUGUCAAGAAUGAGGAUUCUAUAGCCAAGCUCAUCAGUAGGUGAUCAGACUUUUACAACAAAGUAUCGGAACUUUUCCUGGAGAAGGAUAGUACAAAUGUACAAAUAAAAGGUAUGACCAUAAAGGUUUUUAGUUAAUAAAAUAAAUAAAUAAAACCAGAAUUUCCGGUGUACAGUGUAAGCCGCUACUUUUUUUCCCAUGCUUUGUAUAGUGCUUUUUUCACUUGUACAGAGAACAAACUAGAUGGCCCAUGAUGCUUAGAGUGCAGCUUCAGGAAGUAGUAAUGUGGCCGAGGGAAGUGGAAGCUAGUGUCACGUUUUGAAAUCUUAUGCAGUGAUCUCUGACACAUCUUAAGUAAGUUUGAUCAAGUGUAGAAUUACCACAGCUUCUGUUUGUACUACUCGGGCGCCAACUGUCUGCUAUUACCAACAUGUUUCAAAAGGCUGGACUACUGUAUGAUAAAGAGCUUUGGCUCUAGCUCAAUGGCAAAUGGCUUGAGACAAAUGCGACACAACAAGAGACAACAAAAGAGAGGCCGACAAAGUGUGUGACAAAAUAAUUAUGAGGCUGUUCAAUUGUGACACUGAAGAAGACGACUUUGGUGGUUAUAGUUCCCUUGAGAAGGAAGACUUUUCUGACUUUUCUGGUAGGAUACUCUUCAACUAGCCAUGUUGCAGGCACUGCUUGGCACUGUUUAACUUACACGCACUGUUGUGUUUAUUUAAUCAAAAGUUUAAAACAUCUUUCUGUGUAACAUAUUUGCAUGUACUAAAUAUUUCAUUUUACAAAGUGGACACCUGCGGCUUACACACAGGUGCGGCGUACGUGUAUGUACAAAUCUUUCUUUCUCUUUAAAUUUAGUGGGUGCGCUUACAUACCGACAAUACGUGCGCUCGUAUUCAAAAACAAUUUGAAAUUUUUUUUUUUUUUUAAUUAAUUGAACUAUUUUCUUUUUUUCUUGGUUAUCCUCUUUAUGAAAAAUGUGUAUUAACAUUUAAAAAAUUCCGCCACUGGUGGUGAGUACCUAUACAUUUUAUCAUGUAAAUGCAUUUAACAAGUGUGAGGCGUAUUUAAGACUGGAUUGUGUUGUGAGUGAACAAUGACAAUCCAAGAGAAAAGGGGAGGGUUCUGGAGGUGAAUCUAAUUCAAUAAUUACAACCGACACUUUUAUUGCAAAUGUUGAUCCAAAAUUGGAGUUGCACAAUUGCAGGAGUGUUUGGAGGAGCAGGAGCGAGUCGUGUGUCAAAAAUGGACAUUUUUAUGGGCAUAUCAAAUACAUGUGAUUUUUCGUUAUUAUCUGAUGGUUCCGGAACGUAAACCCCUGCAAAAAGCGGGGAUCUACUGUAAUAAUACUUUUUUUUUUUAACUACAACUCUAGAACUAUUAAAUUAUUCCUUUGUAUUGAAUUGUAAAUGUUUUAUAUAGUAGAGUAGAAGUUCAUGUAUUGUUGUUUGUGAAAAUAUUUGCAAAUAUAUUUUUUCUAAACCAUGCAAUGUUCUCAUGCCAUGUCUGUGACCAUGCUUGUCAUUAAACUCUUACAAGCAACUAUGGUGAGCAUCCAUUACUUUACAGGAAAUCAU
Messenger RNA from Dunckerocampus dactyliophorus (ringed pipefish), 5884 nucleotides. RefSeq names its product gamma-glutamyltransferase 1a (gene ggt1a). The record is from RefSeq and is a predicted model, not a curated record. Gene Ontology annotation, cellular component: plasma membrane. The transcript is spliced from 12 exons. The coding region runs from base 1 to 1725 and encodes 574 amino acids. Gene Ontology annotation, biological process: regulation of inflammatory response; regulation of immune system process; peptide modification. Gene Ontology annotation, molecular function: glutathione gamma-glutamate hydrolase. NCBI's taxonomy places the organism in Eukaryota, Metazoa, Chordata, Actinopteri, Syngnathiformes, Syngnathidae.